Molecule: messenger RNA, 567 nt
Organism: Kogia breviceps (pygmy sperm whale)
Lineage: Eukaryota; Metazoa; Chordata; Mammalia; Artiodactyla; Physeteridae
Source: RefSeq, a predicted model, not a curated record
AUGGGCCUGGAAGAAUUUUUCAGCAAAACCCCCUUCCAUUCCAAGCUGUCUGCAGCAGUCUUGGACUCUGUGGACCAGAUCCACAUCAAGCCAGGGGCCAAGGUGCUCUACCUCAGGGCUACCUUGGGUACCACGCUCUCCCAUGUCUCUGACAUCAUAGGCCAACAGGGUCUGGUCUGUGCAGUUGAGUUUUCCCACUGGCCCGGCUGUGACCUCAUUAAUUUGGCCAAGAAGAGAACCAACAUUAUUCCUGUCGUUGAAGAUGCUCAGCAUUACCACAAGCUCAUUGCAAUGGUGGAUGUGAUGUUUGCCGACAUGGCCCAGCCAGACCAGACCCAGAUUGUAGCCCUGAAUGCCCACACCUUCCUAUGUAAUGGAGGACACUUGGUGAUUUCCAUUAAGCCCAAUUGCAUUGACUUCACAGCCUCUCCCGAGGCCAUAUUUGUCUCUGAAGAAAAGAUGCAACAGGAGACAAUGAAGCCCCAGGAGCAGUUGGCUUUAGAGCAAUAUGAAAAAGACCACCCUGUGGUCAUAGGUGUGUACAAGCCACACCCCAGUGUGAGCUGA